UCCCGGCUCCCCGCUCCCCCGCCGCUCCCCGCUCCGAGCCCCCCGCGCGUGCGCCCUGCGGCUGGAAGCCCCGCGCCCCUCCCCCCGCGGCCCGACUUGGUACGGCCCGGACGGCGGUUGGCGUCCUCCGCGGCCCCGGCGAGCGGCGGGCUUUUCAAAUCUCACCUUCGGAGGAGUGGCGGCGGCCCCGGCGGCGGCGCUGGACAUGGAGGGGCCGAGCGGGAGGGGCCCCGAGCUGCGCCUGGCGGGCCUUCCCGCCCAGCAGGUGAGUCUGGCCUGGUGGUCGAGGCCCCGUGUCUCGCCUUCAGCCGCGGCCGGAAACAGGGAAGGGCCGCGAGGCCGCCCUUGCGAGGCUCCACGGGGCCCGAGGUCUCCUCAGCCGCCACGGCCCCGACCUCUCCCGGAGGAGGCGCGAAGGGAAAGCGGUGGAGCCCGCCGGCGCGUCCGGGCGCACCUGCCCGCAGCUCCCGCCGCCCUCCGGGGCUCGGACCCCCCAACCCCGAGGCGACGCGGGGGGCGGGGCAUAGAGGCUCCGGCCUGCGCGAGCGGCGCGCCCGAGGCCCGGGGAAGACGGUUUGCUCGACGGGAACACGAGCCCUGGAGCCGCGGCUCCUCAGCACAGAAAUUUGAGAGGGCGGGGUCGGAGGAGCGACCCGCCGCCCGGGAACUUCAGGAAAAGGACUGCAAUAUUCAAGAAAAAAUAGAUUUAGAAAUUCGAAUGCGAGAAGGAAUAUGGAAACUCCUUUCUCUGAGCACUCAGAAAGACCAGAUCUUGCAUGCGGUUAAAAAUCUCAUGGUAUGCAAUGCUCGAAUAAUGGCUUACACAUUGGAGUUACAGAAAUUAGAAGAACAGAUUGCAAAUCAAAUUGGAAGAUGUGAUGUAAAUUUUGAAAGUAAAGAACGAACAGCAUGUAAAGGAAAGAUUGCCAUAUCAGAUAUUCGAAUACCACUAAUGUGGAAAGACUCUGAUCACUUCAGCAAUAAGGAACGAUCACAGCACUAUGCCAUUUUCUGUUUAUUCAAAAUGGGAGCCGAAGUUUUUGAUACUGACAUGAUGAUUGUGGAUAAAACAAUCACAGAUAUAUGUUUUGAAAAUGUAACUAUAUUUAAUGAAGCAGAGCCAGACUUUCAGGUAAAGGUGGAAGUAUAUAGCUGCUGUAUAGAAGACUCUUCCAUAACCAACACACCCAAAAAACUAGCUAAGAAAUUGAAGACAUCUAUAAGUAAAGCAACAGGGAAGAAAAUAAAUUUGGUGUUUCAAGAAGAUCAUGAAACAUGUUCGUCCAUUUCUGGUGCAAAAUAUAAUUUGCUAGCUCAUGCUACUUUGACCUUGGAGAGUGCUGAGGAUAGCUUUAAGACCCAUAAUCUGUCUAUUAAUGGAAAUGAGGAGUCUUCAUUUUGGCUUCCCUUAUAUGGCAACAUGUGCUGCCGACUAGUCGCCCAGCCAGCUUGUAUGGCUGAGGAUGCAUUUGCAGGAUUUCUUAAUCAGCAGCAAAUGGCAGAAAGCCUGAUUAGUUGGAGAAGGUUGUAUUGUGUUUUAAGAGGGGGUAAGCUCUAUUGUUUUUACACUCCAGAAGAAAUUGAAGCUAAAGUGGAACCAGCUUUGGUAGUGUCCAUUAACAAGGAAACCAGAAUUCGGGCAAUGGAUAAGGAUGCCAAGAAAAAAAUUCAUAAUUUCUCUGUCAUCAACCCUGUUGCCGGACAGUCUGUAACUCAUAUUUUUGCAGUGGACAAUAGAGAAGAUCUUCAGAAAUGGAUGGAAGCCUUCUGGCAGCAUUUCUUUGAUCUUAGCCAAUGGAAGCAUUGUUGUGAAGAACUUAUGAAAAUUGAGAUUAUGUCACCACGGAAACCACCUUUGUUCUUGACAAAAGAGGCGACCUCAGUCUACCAUGAUAUGAGCAUUGAUUCACCUAUAAAACUUGAAAGUUUAACUGAUUCAAUACAAAAAAACCUUGAAGAGACAAAUGGACAGCUUCUUGUUGGUCAGCAUGAAGAAUCCUCACCACCUCUUUGGGCCAGCCUCUUUGAUGGUAAUCAUCAAAUGGUUAUCCAGAAAAAGGUAUUAUCUCCUACAAGCAAGCAGUUACAUGAUGGGAAAGGGAAAAAAAGACGUGCUCCCCUUCCUCCUUCUGAUCAAGCUCCGUUCAGCUUAAAGACACAAAGCAACACAGACCAAUUCGUUAAGGACAACUGGGAAAAAACAAGUGUAUCUUGGACCUCGCCUUUGGAUUCCAAAUUAUCAACCCUGAUGCAUCACUUGCAGAAACCAAUGGCUGCUCCUCGAAAACUUCUUCCUGCCAGGAAAAAUAAUUUAAGUGAUGGUGAACGCAUGGACAGUAAAACCAGUUUUGAAGCCAAGCCAGUUCCAGCUCCAAGGCAGAAAUCUGUCAAAGGCAUGCUGGACCCCAGAUCAUGGCUGCAGGCACAAGUGUAGGAGACCCUUAGUGUACAAAGCAUUUAACAAAAUCUGUAGCUGUUAGGCUUCAUUCAGAAACACUGGAGAUGCAGCAGUAUGUAAUCAUGUUGGUAAAUAUGGUAGCGAUUUACAUCAAUAAUUAAUAAGCUGUUAGGUAUAAAAAUGCUUUAUAAUGAAGAGGUAGGUUUCUCUUUUACUUCUGAUCUUCAGAAUAUAAGUGAUUUCCCUAGUAGAGUAUAAGAGGCAGUUUCUAGACAAUAUCCUAAUUGUUGGAAGGGUUAAUUUAUUCCUAAAUUUGCGCCAGCAGUGAGCAAGCACUAGGCAGAAGAAGGCAUUAAAAUUUCUUUGGGGAGAGACUGUCUAGUAAUUUAAAAUGGGUUAAAUAUGAGCCAUAUUCUCAUUGUGAAAAUUUUAAUACUAAUGGAAUGUUUCAAAAGUUUUAUUCAAACCACAAAUUAUAGAAUCCACCCAAGAAAAUUUCUCCUUAGCAUUCUGGAAUUCUCAUCUAAUGGUUCACUGGCUCUCAUCUAUUGUUUAACUCACUAGUUAACUCACUGACCUUUCACAUUCCUGGGAUAAAUUUUAGAAUAUUAAAUUCUUCAUCUUUAAAGGGAAUUUAUAAUGUGCUAUUCAAAGUUGUUUCCUUGAUGAGCCCUGAAAUCCUGUUGACAUUAACUCUCAUAAGUGAAGCAUAGCAUUUAUUAGUUUAGAAAAAAGGUAAAUGAAAUGUUCUUUAUUUCCACUUUUCUAUGCAUGGUGCUAAUUUCCAUUGUGACAUUGGAAUUUGGGGAAGUGAGUAGCUGAUUAACACCUUAAAAUUCAUUUAAUACUUAUUUAAAAAGCAGAUGGCUGAUUCAAAAAUAUCAGAAAAGUUGGCUAUGAUAAUAAUUUUCAGAAGUAAUCCUUUUAAAACAUUUUAAUUAAAUUUCCUUUUUCUAGGAAGGGUUGAUGUCUGCUAUUGAUAUUAUUCAUUAAAAGUCAUAUUCUUAUAACAAUGACAUCGGAAUCAUUUCCAUAGGAGGUAAUUUCCAUAGCAACUAAUCAUAGUGACCCAAACAGGAUUAUGAAAUCAAGUGAGGAAUAAAUAACAAGACAAUGAAUACCUUAAAGGAACAAAAACUGCAUUUUAAAAAUAAUAAUGCUUCUUGUAAACAAGAACUGAGUAGUUUUAAAAAUCAAAUCAGAAUUUCCAAAUAAGACAGUAUCCAUAAGGUGUCAGCAAUGGCACAAAAAAAUCUAAAAUCACACUGAACCCUAAAUGUCAUUGCAAGAAAUAAAAAUACAAGAAUUAAAUUACUGCCCAGAGUAUAAUCUCUAGAGAUAUUUUUAAAGCUCAUGAGAUCUCUAUUUGUAUCAGAACUACAUUAUUACAAAGUAAAAUGAACACUUGACAAUAAGUAACAUUAAUUUAAAUGGAGCCUUUCAUUAUUUUUAGAUAGCAGUCUUUCUUCAUUUAUAUAGAGUGAUGUAACUGCCAGGUUACUUUUGUGUUUGCCGGGUACUCCCAGUAAGAAUUGCGACUCAAGGGAGCAGUGAUUCAAAAGGUCUCUUGUGACCAGCGACACCAGGAUAGACAUAGUCUUUGAUGAGAAGGAAGCCCAUGUGCUUGCCUUAGAGGAUUGUAGAGACAAUCACAUGUAUGAAAACCUGCAAAGGUAGGAUUAAUUUGUUUUUUCUAACGAGUAGACUCUCAUCAGUUCUGUCGUGGUUGCUAAUUCAGUAAAUGACAUAUUAAAAAUCUGCAGAAUAUUAUUGUUGAAUUUUUGUUUAUUUUUUAAAACUCAUUACUGUUUUUGACAGCAUUUGUGACUGUCAAUGCCACUAAAUUAUUGAGCUGGAAGAUGCUGCAGGCAAAAUCGUUUCUGAAACUGGCAUCUAAGCAUUUUUUUUUUUAGUCGAAGCCUUCCUUAUAACAACCAGUGUUAAAAUUUCCAAAUUAUAUUCUUGUCAUUUCCUCAUGCAUAUUAUAUCGAGAAAGAUUUAAGGUGUACUGGAAAGAGAAUUUAUUCAUAGAGAAACUCCCUAGCAGUUGUGCCCUCAGUGGGACACUUUGAAACAAGGCUGAGGCCCUUCUUCCUAGAAAUAUUUAUCCGAAGCCUGAACCAAGGACCACCUCCCCCCACAGUUAUUCAGGCUGUUUCUGGAGCCCAUCUUACUGUAUGCUACAGAGCUUUUGGCAUCAGGCUGAAGGCUUCAGCUUCACUUCCUUUAACGUAGUGUUCAUUAAAUGUUAGUUCACUUCCCCCAAGAGUUAUAAUACAGAGUCAGGGCUCCCUCCCUUCCUUCUCUCCUUCUUACAGGGCUCCCUCCCUUCCUUCUCUCCUUCUUACUCCCUUCCUUCCUUCCUUCCUUCCACAGUUAAAAAAAUCUAAAAAUACUUAAACACUUUGUCAAGGAGUUCGUCAAAAGAAGUAUUUGUUUUCUCAUUUCCUAAACCGGAAGUUUAUGACAGAUAAAAAUAUGUCAUGUAAUAAAAGACGUUUCAGCUUUUUAUGA
Molecule: messenger RNA, 4912 nt
Organism: Nyctereutes procyonoides (raccoon dog)
Lineage: Eukaryota; Metazoa; Chordata; Mammalia; Carnivora; Canidae
Gene: RTKN2
Product: rhotekin 2
Exons: 12
Coding region: 206-2434 (742 amino acids)
Biological process (GO): signal transduction; hemopoiesis; positive regulation of cell population proliferation
Source: RefSeq, a predicted model, not a curated record